This is a messenger RNA of Rhizophagus irregularis DAOM 181602=DAOM 197198, 1662 nucleotides long. NCBI's taxonomy places the organism in Eukaryota, Fungi, Glomeromycota, Glomeromycetes, Glomerales, Glomeraceae. The record is from RefSeq and is a predicted model, not a curated record.
AUGCUUUCAGACUUUCUUCCUUGUUUAAGUAAAAAUUUAUUGAAUUUACUCCAAGACGCUGACGAUUAUAAUGUUAGUAUUCAAGUAGGAGAAAAUGAAGAUAUAAAAGAAUUUCGAGCACAUUCAAAUAUAUUAAGAGCUCGUUCACCAUAUUUUAAAAUUGCUUUAUCAAGUGAUUGGGUUAAAAAAGAAAAUGGUAUCAUUGUAUUUAUCAAACCGAAUAUUUCUCCUACCGUUUUUGAAAUAAUUUUAAGGUACAUUUAUGCAGGAAUAUUGGACUUGGAUAGAUUUAUAGGGGAAGAUAUAUUAGAUUUACUGGUGGCAGCGGAUGAAUUACUAUUAGAAGAAUUAAUUUAUCACGUACAAAUUCAUUUAAUACAAAAACAAUCAAGAUGGGUUCAAAAGAAUAUGGUAGAGGUAUUACAUACCGUAUUUAAACUUGUAACUUGUAAAAAAAUGCAAGAUUAUUGUCUAGAAAAGAUUUGUGAAGACCCUACAACUUUUUUCACCUUAAAAAAUUUUACUACUUUAGAUAGUGAUAUUUUUUAUUUAUUAUUAUCUAGGGAUGAUUUACAAAUUGAAGAAGUUUUGGUUUGGGAUUAUUUAAUUAAAUGGGGGACCUAUCAAAAAAAAUUAUUAGAAUCUGAAUAUGAUGAUUAUCAAAGUGAACAAAGUGAGCAAAGUGAACCAGAGAAUCAACAACAACAACAACAACAACAACAAGAACAAGAACAAGAACAAGAACAACAUCAGCAUCAUCAUCAUCAUCAAAAACAACGUCAUCAAAAAAAUUGUUCAAUUAAUUCAACUUCAUCAGUAUCAUCAUCGGAUGCAUCUGAUGCAUCUGCUACAUCUUUAUCAUCAUCACCAACGUCAAAUAUUCCCACGACAAAUAUUCUUACGACAAAAUGGAAUGAAAAGAAUUUUAAAGCAUUAAAGCGUAUCCUUGGUAAAUUUAUUCCAUUAAUUAGAUUUUUUGAAAUAUCUUGGAGAGAUUUUUUCGAUCAAGUACGUCCUUACAAACCUAUAAUUCCACAAGAGAUAUAUGAAGAUAUUAUGGCUUUUCAUAUGAAUGACGUAAAACCAAAGAUGUGUACUUUAUUUCCUAGAUUGGGUCAUAUUCCUAUAGAAUCAAAUAUAGUCAAACCUAUACACGCUGCAAUUAUAUCAAAUUGGAUUGAACGUAAGGAUACGAAAUCUUUUGUAUCAACAAAUGAAUCUCAUUUAAAUUUUAAAUUACUUUACAGGGGAAGUAGGGAUGGUUUUAAUAAUAGAGAAUUUCGUUAUAAAUGUAAUAAUCGUGGUCCUUCCGUUGCUAUCAUAAAAUUAAAAUCUUCUGGUAAAAUAAUUGGUGGUUAUAAUCCUUUCGGUUGGCAAUAUAAUACUACUGCUUGGAAAAAGACCUCGGAUUCUUUUAUUUUCUCCUUAGAAAAUGGUGAAAAUUUUCAUAAAAUUAAAUUGAGUAGAGUGAAUAUACCUGUAGCUGCUAUUUAUGAACAUCAAAGUUCUGGUUUGAAUUUUGGUGGUGGUGAUUUAAAUAUGGAUAAUCAUAUUGUCUCUUGUCAAAAGAAAAUGCAAUCUUAUGAAUAUAGUAUUUUAGAUAAUGAUGCUUAUUCUGCUGAAGAAUUUGAAGUAUUUUCUACUUCAAUGAAUUACGUAUGA